Molecule: messenger RNA, 672 nt
Organism: Lotus japonicus
Lineage: Eukaryota; Viridiplantae; Streptophyta; Magnoliopsida; Fabales; Fabaceae
Product: protein PELPK1-like
Exons: 1
Coding region: 68-424 (118 amino acids)
Source: RefSeq, a predicted model, not a curated record
AGAGUCAUUACCUCAAGCAUACCAGAACCAUUUGCAUAGACUGCUCUGUCUUCUGUUAGCUCCAAAAAUGGCUCUCAGUUUCUUGUCAUUCGUUUUCCCACUUCUACUUGUAACCUUCUCAUCAUUUAUCAGUGACACAAGUGUUGCAGAGGCACGUAACCUGCCACAAUUGUCAAAAAUACACAAACUUUCCAAACUUGAGUUGCCUUCUGUGAUCCCUACUCUGCCAGUGCCACUUCCAUCCCUUCCACAGCCAGGUUUGCCUGCUCUUCCAAUGCCUGAUGUGCCUGGAAUACCAAAGGUGCCUGAAGUGCCUGGAGUUCCUAAGAUUCCUGAAGUGCCUGGAAUACCAGAGGUUCCUAAAGUGCCUGGAAUACCAGAUGUGCCUAAAGUGCCUGGAGUACCUGGGAUUCCUAAACCAUAGGGAAGAACUUCAAGUUCCAAAAGUCCAUUCAUUUUAGUUGUAUUGUGAAAUGCAUUACAGUUGUUUUCAUCUGAGAGUGGCUCUAUUGGUGUUUCAUUUGUACUUUGUUAUUAUUAUGUAUCAUUAAGUUACAUGUUAUGUUUCAGUUUUCAGGUUGUUUGAGUCAGUUUUACUACAACAUACUGACUGUGAUUUGUAAUCAUCCAUUAUGGCAUAAUUCAGUUGUGGAUUAUAGAUUAUUAACUUCA